UCUCCUUCUCCUUCAGUCCUUCUCCUUCUCCCAUUAAAUACUGCUUUUGCGAUCACUGAGACCAUCCAUCGAACACCUCGACGACAUGGCACACGCCACGGGGAAAAGUCUCUGGAAUGCCGCCAUUGCCUGCCUCGUUCCUCUCCCAUCGCUCCUCUUCUACCUCUCCUUCCUCCGAGCCACCUCCUCAUCCUCCCCUCCUCCUCCCUUUGCCGCCCUCUGGGCCUGGUGCUCCCGCCACCCGCUCCUCCUCGCCAACCUCCUCUUCUUCGCCAACGUCGACGUCCUCUUCUGGAUCAUCGGCCUCCUCCUCUCCAACCACUGGUUGAUCGAUCUGUAUUGGACGGUGAUCCCGGUGAUGCUGGUCCACUAUUACGCCAGCCACCCGAUGUCCAAGGCGGACGCGGCGAGGUCUGCUGUGGCGAUUGGGCUGACGUGGGUGUGGAGCGUCAGGCUCACGCACAACUACUUCAGGAGGGAGCGGUGGCAAUGGGGCGAAAAGGAGGACUGGCGGUUCAACGAGAUGAGGAGGGAGUAUGGGAAGCCCUGGUGGUGGAUGUCCUUCUUCGCCGUCUACCUCUCGCAGCAGGUCUUUCUUAUUGGGUUAUGCUUGCCAAUGUAUGCUAUCCACAGUAGUGAUAAGCCAUGGAAUAUAUGGGACUCCAUUGCCACAGGUGCCUGCUUAACUGGAAUCGUCAUAGCUUACUUUGCAGACACACAAUUGUAUGAGUUCGUAAGCAGAAAUGAAAAUUUGAGUAAAGUUGGCAAGCCCAUAGUGCCAAAUCUUGAGGAAGGGCUUUGGCAGUAUUCUCGCCACCCAAACUACUUUGGAGAGCAGCUCUGGUGGUGGUCAUUGUUUCUGUUCGCUUGGAAUGUCGGACAAGGAUGGAUGUUUGUUGGUCCCCUAGGAAAUACUUUGUGCUUGGCAUAUGUUACAGUGCUCGUCGAGCGGAGAAUGUUGAAGAAAGAUCAUCGGGCAGAGGCCUUUAGAGAGUAUCAAAGGACAACAUCUGUCUGGAUUCCUUGGUUCAAGCGAACCAUUAGGGAGAAGGCAAAGAGUAGCUAAGGCUUAAUUUGCAAAGACUAGAUCAUUUUAUCAUAAAAUCCUAUGGAUUUGGAUGUAUCUUUCUUUUAAAACUGUCGUGUGAAUCCUGCUAGUCAUGUGGCUCUUAUGGUGUCCUACCUCCAGAAGAAUGUAUCAGUCCUACUUGUAAGUUUCAUUUUCCAUCAAAUAAAACUUCAUCCUUCAUUCUUCA
Messenger RNA from Zingiber officinale, 1256 nucleotides. RefSeq lists its product as uncharacterized. Gene Ontology annotation, molecular function: oxidoreductase activity, acting on the CH-CH group of donors. Gene Ontology annotation, cellular component: membrane. The transcript has 3 exons. Gene Ontology annotation, biological process: lipid metabolic process. Lineage: Eukaryota; Viridiplantae; Streptophyta; Magnoliopsida; Zingiberales; Zingiberaceae. The coding region runs from base 86 to 1066 and encodes 326 amino acids. The record is from RefSeq and is a predicted model, not a curated record.